Molecule: messenger RNA, 2200 nt
Organism: Truncatella angustata
Lineage: Eukaryota; Fungi; Ascomycota; Sordariomycetes; Amphisphaeriales; Sporocadaceae
Product: GLE1-like protein-domain-containing protein
Exons: 2
Coding region: 219-1940 (573 amino acids)
Biological process (GO): regulation of translational termination; regulation of translational initiation; poly(A)+ mRNA export from nucleus
Cellular component (GO): nuclear pore; cytoplasm; nuclear pore cytoplasmic filaments
Molecular function (GO): phospholipid binding; inositol hexakisphosphate binding; translation initiation factor binding
Source: RefSeq, a predicted model, not a curated record
GUUCCGUCUGAACAACGACAAGGCUAAGAAGACGUCGAGCCUUUUAACUACUUGUCAGUACGUGAAUACUACGGACUUUCCCGCUGUCCCGCCCACGAGAAUUGCGAGAAUUUCGGCCUGCUGUUGCCACCAGAGCCCUCGAAUCACCCUGCCUUGACGGGUCCUGUGUCGUACUUCGCAUGACAACAUGAGAUAGUCGGCAUCGACGAAACCAGACAAUGGCCGGCUCUUCACCUGCUCGGCGAAGCUUGCAAGUCACCAGCCCGGAGAGGAACACCUACGGCACCUACCUCUCAAAUGAGCGGAACAAUCUAAAGAACCAUGACGAAGCAUUAGCCGCAUCCAAGGAUGAGCACGACCGUGUCAGGGAUUAUGCUCUAAGAGCCCUCGAGAAACAUGUCUAUCAGCUAGAGCAACUCCGAAUACAAGACGAAGAAUCUCAGAUACUCGAGAAGCAGAAGAGAGAGAAAGAGCGUCUGGAACGAGAGAAGAAGCUGCGUGAGGAAGAGAAGCGACUUCGAGAACUCGAGGCUCAACAGAUCCCAAAGUUACCACCGAAACCAUCCGUCGAGGCCGCGCCCGCGCCCGCGCCCGCAGCGGCCAGGACGGAACCUACUGGUUCCAAUGGCGCUGCAGGAGCACCUUUAGGUGCAGCAUCUUCGAAAGGCCUCGAUGCAGUUGCACCCUCGACCCAAAGGACGAAUGGAACGAAUGUCGCCAACACCACACAGCCUACUGCUCCACCGGCGCAAGAAGCAUCACCACUUGUCGCAAAACAGAGUGAGAGUGCGGCCAAGCCCAAUCCAUUUGCAAGCUCUGGAACGCCAGCUGCUACGCCAGCCUCCAACCCGUUUGCGGCAGGCAAUAAGCCAGCUGCGAGCCCCUUUGGAAGGCCUCCCGGUGCGCCAGCAGUCAACGGCUUCAAUACACCCACACCUGGUGUUCCUUCGUCUACGAUAGGCCGUGUAGCGGUGCCAACACCAGCCGCUCAAACUCCGGAUCGAUAUGUGCAAAUACACCAGACUCUGAAGAAACUACGAGCCUCGAUUAAACAACAAAUGACAACAAACAUUGACCUGAAGAAAAACGCAGGCAAUUAUAGACGGGAAAUUCGCAAGUCCAUCGGUCAACUAACUGGAGAGAGAGGAUCCAAUAAACAACAGCUGGAGAAGAUACGAUUAGUCCUCACUGCGGCUUUACAGGGACAGAUAGGAAGUGCUCUGGUGGACCCAUCCGAGUUCGUCCGCGAUAAACGUGAGCCGGCACCGGAUGCGGCACAGAACGGGCAACUUCCGUCGCUGUUCAUCUACCUGCUGAAUUGCAUGGCAAAGGACAUGAUUAAGCAGUUUGACAGUGAAUGUGGUCCUAUGCCAGAUAAAGCCGACCCUAUCGGUGUUACGGCUGCCCAGAUAUUCUCUACGAAAGACUUCAUGUGGCGCGGUAUAUCAUUGAUUGAUAUUAUGAUAGCCAAGUUUCGUAUCGCUUGCCCAGUUCUCUUUGGUGUUAGAGGCAAUGAAAAGACGGAGCAAGGAAGGUUGCGUUUGGGUUGGAGGAAACCAGAGGGACACUGGAUGCCCGAUCAGCAACACUAUGAGCGGAUGUCGGGGCUGGGCGUUGGCUAUGCGUCUAUCGCUCUGCGAGACUUUUCAAAAGCCAAAGCUACGAAUCCCUACCCGCCUGCCAACUAUUGGACGGCAUUUGCCAAAAUCGUCAACACACCUCCGGCAGAGAUCUCAGACACACAGUGCGUGGUGUUGCGAGCCAUGAUCCACCUCUCCGAAGACAGGUUCAUCAGCUUCUACGGCAACCAAGCGAUAGCGGCACUGCGGAAAGCUUUGGUAGAACUCCCUUCGAAGGUUCCGAACAAGACGUCGGCUGUAUCUGGCCUCGCCGUUUUGGCCAACUUGUACCAGAAAGAUAUAGGUCUAGAUUUGAGGUGAUACAGAUCGUGGGACCCGGGAAGCGAUGACGACGAAUGCACUUACAUGAUUUAUACGGCAUCAGAGACCCGGCUGGGUAUUCAGAUCACUAGAGGCAAUGGCGUUUGGGAAAGAACGAUGACAUCAAGCUCGAAUACGAGCAGAUGUGAAAGGCGAAUCUAUACCAUGUACAAUCCUCCAGGUGGGUUGCCAAUUUGAUGGCCUUAGCAUCCUUCGGGGGGGAGACCGGGGAGGGGGUUUUUUUUUUUUUUUUUUUUUUU